AUGGCUCACGGACAUGACACGCUGACGGACCUCAUACACAGGGUGAGACGUGAAGAGCUCUACGGCAACUCCUCAGAAGAGGAUGACGGCCCCCACGACGAGGCGCAGGAUGCCGAGGCGCGGGCGCAACUAGCUCGUCUGCUGGGCCUCGACGUGAGCGCUGGCCCGGACGCGGCGGAGGCGGCAGAGCAGCCGGCCGACGGAGGCGCGGAGCAGCCGCUCGCCGCGGCGCAAGAGGAGUUCGAGUUCCGCCUCUUCUCCGCCCCUUCUGCCGACGCGCCGGCGCCCAAGGUCGUGAUCUCGCCCGACGAAGAGGCGGCGGCGGCGGCAGACGGCAACGCCGGCUCGAUCGUGGCGGGCAGGCCGCUCGAGUACUACGUCGUCGGAGAGCCGACGGGGCAGCAGCGGGCCCGCUACGAGUUCGCGGCCGUGAGCGGCGACGACGUGCUGAGGGGCGCCACGCGGCGGAGCUGGGGCCUGGAGGUGCCGUGGAGGGUGAGGAGGGUGGUGCUCUCGGCGAGGCAGCUGCGCGCGCUGAGGGAGCACGGCUGGGGGCCUGCGGAGGCGGCGCUGGGGUCGCAUGGGCCCCUCGGAGGAGGGAGCGGGAGCAGCACGAUGCGAGAUUCCGACGAGCGGGAGAAGAAGAAGAAGCGGCGGCCUGGGAAGAAGCGGAGGAUAGCGCUGAGGGUCAAGGACAGGGCCGAGAAGGAGAAGGCGGCGGCGGCGGAGAAGUCCAAGAUCAGCAAGGAGGAGCACCUGCGGGAGAAGAAGAAGCGCCUCAACAGGGAGAAGAAGCUGAAGAGGAGGCAGAAGGCCAAGGAGCAGAAGCUGGCGGGCAAGGAGGCCGGCGGCGCGGGGGAUGAAGACGGGAGCUCCGACUCUGGUGGUGAGUAG
Messenger RNA from Thyridium curvatum, 894 nucleotides. RefSeq lists its product as uncharacterized. NCBI's taxonomy places the organism in Eukaryota, Fungi, Ascomycota, Sordariomycetes, Thyridiales, Thyridiaceae. The record is from RefSeq and is a predicted model, not a curated record. Bases 1 to 894 code for a protein of 297 amino acids. The transcript has a single exon.